This is a messenger RNA of Sitophilus oryzae (rice weevil), 3126 nucleotides long. RefSeq lists its product as uncharacterized. The record is from RefSeq and is a predicted model, not a curated record. Bases 658 to 2883 code for a protein of 741 amino acids. NCBI's taxonomy places the organism in Eukaryota, Metazoa, Arthropoda, Insecta, Coleoptera, Curculionidae. The transcript is spliced from 4 exons.
GGCGUACAAGGAAAACCAUGUAAGUCCACUUUUUCGUAAAAUCGUUUUUUCACAUUACUAAGUCCAUUUAGGUAUAACCUCUCAUAUUAAAUAUCAUUUAAAUCCAAUACAGUUCAAAUAUACGAGAUAUUAUUAGCUUCAAAAUAACUAAGUCCACAGACACUAAAUUUCGCUCAGAAAAAUCUAUUAAGUGCACUUAAUGGAUUUAUGAAUUUUUUAACACUCUGCAAAAAUCCAUUAAGUCCAAAACGAGGUCCAAAAUGAGGUUAGAAAAACAAUUGUUGUGACCUGUUAGUUAUCGCCACGCUUCGAUAGAGACCGGGUCGGUAUUUCGUUUAGCGCUGUUUUUCAGUGUUACUAAAGCAGUAAAAUGGGUUCUAGAAUAAAGAAAAUAAUGUUGGCUUAUGAAAAAGUAAAAGAGAAUUGUGAAAAUAAAGACUUUGAAAUUUCUCGGAUUUUUAUCAAUAAUAAAAAAACACUACCACCAAGUUAUUCUGGAGAGAUAAAGAUUGCAGGUGAGUACUUAUGAUAUGUUAAAAUCUUGAAUCUAAACAUAAAAUAAUAUAUUUUAAAUUAUUGUGAAUGUGAAUGUGUUAUUAACGAAAUGUUUUCGUUCAACUGGACUUAAUUGCUUUUUACUUAACAUACCUGCUUAUUAUGGACUUAAUUGAUUUUUGUGUUUUUAUAUUAGAAUCUUCUACGAUGAAUGGAGAUGGCUCUAUGGCUUCUAAUAAUGAAAUAGAUGUUAAUAAUGGUGGUACCAAUAAUCUAGUAGACUGUAACCGUUCAGUGCCAGAACCGGAAGAAGGAAGUUCCACAAUUAAUAAAAAAGUAAUAAUUGUGGAUAGCACUCCAGAUCUGGAAGAAAUACUGGCUUAUUCUGAAGAUAGUGACGAUUCAUUAAAGGAUCCAAACUACGAAGAAGAGAAGGCCCUUAAUGAUUUGGACCAUAGAACAUCUUCCGAGGAAGAUGAGCGACUUAAUACAUCUGGUAAAACUGAAAGCAGAUGGAAAACCAGUCAUCCAGAAACAUGGAAGUAUAAUGUAGCAAAAAAAAGGAGAAGUGACAGCUUGAGUUAUGAAAUAAAAAAACAACAACGACCAGCUAAGCAACCAAAACCAAUAAACUGCCAAACGUGUAGGUACAAGUGCCAUAAUAAGUUUUCUGAUGAAGAAAGAAAAGUACUCUGUCAGAGUUAUUGGAAACUUACCGACUUUCGAAGACAAAAAGAUUUUCUUUUAAAUUGUGUAACUGCCAAAACCCCAGAAAGGCGUAGAUACAGAAACAAUAAUAGACCCCCACGAAAAGAUUCCAAACAAUAUUAUUUUGAGAAAAACAAAGAUAAAUUGAGGGUAUGCCAAGCUUUUUUCCUAAAGACGUUAAAUAUUUCUAAUGAUGUAGUUCUGAAUGCAUUCUCACAUAAAGGACCAGCCGGCACCUACAUUGGAGAAGAUAAAAGAGGAAAAUCUAAACCUGGGAAUAAAACUCCUGACUAUGUUGUAGCUGAUAUAAAAUCACACAUUGAAAGUUUCCCAACGAAUGAGUCCCAUCACACAAGAAAAUCAACAAGAAAGAAAUAUUUAGAUAGUACUCUUUCAAUAUCAAAAAUGUACUCUUUAUAUAAAGAGAAAUGCGAGCAAGAGAAGAAACAAGCUGCCUCGUUCAUUACCUAUAAGCGAAUAUUUGGAAAAUAUUAUAAUUUAUCUUUUUUUAAACCCAAAAAGGAUCUCUGUCAGAUAUGCGAAAAAAAUAAAAGCAAGCCAGUCACAGCAGACCAUCAGCAAGAAAAUUAUGAGAGUUAUCUCAGUCAUCUAAGAAGAAAAGAAGACUGUUAUGCAGAAAAAAAGAAAGAUAAAGAGAGAGCUAUAAGAGAAGAAACAUUUUGCUCGGUAACAUUUGAUUUACAGUCUGUGCUACAAAUUCCCUGUUCAGAUGUUAGUCCAAUGUAUUAUUCGCGAAAAAUUUGUGUUUACAAUCUCACUAUUUAUGAAUCAGCUCCCCCAAAUAAUGCGUUUUGCUUUUGCUGGACGGAGCUGAAUGGGAAACGGGGAAGCUCUGAAAUCGGCUCUUGUCUUUUUGAAUAUUUGAACAAUUUGCCACUUACAAUAAAAGAAGUUUCGCUUUGGUCAGACACGUGCGGAGGACAGAAUAGAAACCAACAUGUGGCAGCGCUAUUGUGUUAUUUAGUAAAUGUGAGCCAUAUAGAAGUGAUUGAACACAAAUUUUUAGAGAGUGGUCAUUCCUAUAUGGAAGCAGAUUCGAUGCACAGUGCAAUAGAACAUGCGAAAAAGUAUAUACCAGUGUAUACCAUUCAAGAUUGGCUGAAUAUCUUCCGUAUAGCAAGAUCCAGAAGGAAUCGCAAUAGACAUAGUGAACCAUACCAUGUCAGAGAACUAAAAUUCAAUGAAUUUUAUGAUUUAAAAGCUUUGUCGGAAUUGCUCAUAAAAAACAGAUCUAAGGACAUUGAGGGGAACACAGUUAAUUGGUUGCUAAUUAAGAGUUUACGUUACUCAAAAAAGCAUGCUGAUAUAAUCGAAUAUAAGUAUGAACAUAGCAGUGAAUAUAAAGUUAUAAAAAUCUGGGGAAGAGGCAGACCACCAGCCCCUCCAAAACAAUUAAAAAAUUUGUAUAGAAACUUGUUACCAAUAAGCACAAAGAAAAAAGAAGAUCUUUUAAAACUGUGCAAAAGUGGUGCAAUUCCUCACGAAUUUCACGGAUGGUACCAGUCUCUUUCCUCUGCAAAAAAUGUUCAAGAUGGAUCUGUGGGAAUUUCUGAUCAAGAAAGCGAUUGUGAUUCCGAUAAUGAGCCUUUGGCUCAUUAUUUGAUCCCAAAAAGUAAAGGAGCCAAUCAAGAAAAACCCACUAACUCCAGUAAAAUUUAAGUUUUUUUUUCAGAAAAAUCCAUUAAGUCAGAUUAUUAUAUAAAAAUGUCAAUAAACAAUUUGUUCUUAAAACCCCUGUAUUUUAAUUUAGUCUAUAUUAGCCCUAAAUAACCCUAAUGUCAAACGAUUUCUUUUAAUACAGUCAAAAAAUAAAAUUGGAUUUUACAUAUCACUUCAAACAUUAAAAUCACUUUUUCUCACCUUUUUAGUUUUUGGACUUACAUGGUUUUCCUUGUACGCCCA